GUCCACAGUGAGGUGGAGUCGGAACCCGGGUGGCGGCGGACCUGGGGCGGGGCCGGGGCCGGGCCCAGGCGCGGCGGGGAGCUCCCUGGCCCGGGGGUCGCUCGCGCGGCGCGGACUCCCAGGCUCCGGUUAGUGGAGCGCAAAUCUCCGCCCCGCGAUUCCCCAGCAGCGCGGCGUGGCUGUGGCGAGCGCGGCGAGGUGAGGGAGGCGGCGGCUCCCGCCUCACGAAGGGCAUGUUCGGAGGGGCGGCCGCGGUGAGCCGCCUGCCCCAGCGCCCCCUCCUCAGCGCCGCGCCCACAGCGCGAUAAAAAAGCGGCCGCGCUUCCUGACUCCAGACCCGCGCUCGUCGCCGCCGCCAGCCAGGCGGCGAUGACUGGGCGCCCGCGGCGGCCCCGAGGCGCCGGGUGGACCCUUUGCUGACUGGAUCGCGGCUGCCUGCCGGCGUGUCCACGGCGCCACAGCCGGCAUGGGCUGCGCCCCGAGCAUCCGCAUUUCUGAGGGCCGGGCGGUGUACCAGGGCGGCAAGGGGGCCGAGGUCGCCCCGGGGCCCGCGGCGCCGCUGUCCUCUUCUGGCGGGCCGUGCCUCGUACAGAGCCAGAAGACGGCCGCCCAGCCCCCGGCCCGGGGCGCCAGCCUCCCGGAGUCCGAGCACCGCGACGGCAGCGGCAAGAAGGUAGCAGUAGCUGAGGUGCAGUUUGGCCCCAUGAGAUUUCACCAAGAUCAACUUCAGGUACUUUUAGUGUUUACCAAAGAAGAUAACCAGUGUAAUGGAUUCUGCAGGGCAUGUGAAAAAGCAGGGUUUAAGUGUACGGUCACCAAGGAGGCUCAGGCUGUCCUUGCCUGUUUCCUGGACAAACAUCAUGACAUCAUCAUCAUAGACCACAGAAAUCCUCGACAGCUGGAUGCAGAGGCCCUGUGCAGGAGUGUUUUAAGUGUCAAAUUAUGAUAAAAUCCUGUGAUGAUACAAAAUUUUGGUGUAGUGAGAUAUAAUUGAAAAAACUGUGUCUAACCUUUCCCUGUGUUCUUUUGAAGGGUGGCUAGAGAAGAGUUAUCUGUAAUGCCCUUCCUUGCUGCUGGAUUCACAAGGAGGUAUAUUGAAAACCCCAACAUCAUGGCUUGCUACAACGAACUGCUCCAGCUGGAGUUUGGAGAGGUGCGAUCACAGCUGAAACUCAGGGCUUGUAACUCAAUAUUCACUGCAUUAGAGAAAAGUCAAGAAGCAAUUGAAAUUACAAAUGAAGACCACAUUAUACAGUAUGCAAAUCCUGCAUUUGAAACAACAAUGGGCUAUCAGGCAGGUGAAUUAAUAGGGAAGGAGUUAGGAGAAGUGCCUAUAAAUGAAAAGAAGGCGGACUUGUUGGAUACUAUAAAUUCAUGCAUCAAGAUAGGCAAGGAGUGGCAAGGAGUUUACUACACCAAAAAGAAAAAUGGAGAUAAUGUACAGCAAAAUGUGAAGAUAAUACCUGUCCUUGGACAGGGAGGAAAAAUUAGACACUAUGUGUCGAUUAUCCGAGUGUGCAACGGCAACAGUAAGGCUGAGAAAAUAUCUGAAUGUGUUCAGUCUGACACUAAUACAGAUAAUCAGACAGGCAAACAUAAAGACAGAAGGAAAGGCUCACUGGACGUCAGAGCUAUCGCCUCCCGAUCAGGUGAAGUGUCCAGCCAGAGACGACACUCCUCCAUGGCCCGGAUACAUUCCAUGACAAUUGAGGCGCCCAUCACCAAGGUAAUCAAUAUUAUCAAUGCUGCCCAGGAAAGCAGUCCCAUGCCUGUGACAGAGGCCCUAGACCGUGUGCUGGAGAUUCUGAGAACCACUGAAUUAUACUCACCACAGUUCGGUGCGAAGGAUGACGAUCCUCACGCCAAUGAUCUCGUCGGCGCCUUAGUGUCUGAUGGUUUGCGAAGACUAUCAGGGAAUGAAUAUGUUCUUUCAACAAAAAGCAUUCAGCACGUUUCAAGCAAUAUAAUCACUCCCAUCUCCCUUUGCGAUGUCCCACCACGGAUAGCUCAGGCCAUGGAAAAUGAGGAAUACUGGGACUUUGAUAUUUUUGAACUGGAGGCUGCCACCCACAAUAGGCCUUUGAUUUAUCUUGGUCUCAAAAUGUUUGCUCGCUUUGGAAUCUGUGAAUUCUUAAACUGCUCCGAGUCAACGCUGAGAUCGUGGUUACAGAUUAUUGAAGCCAAUUAUCAUUCUUCUAACCCCUACCACAAUUCUACACAUUCUGCUGAUGUGCUUCACGCCACUGCCUAUUUUCUCUCCAAGGAGAGAAUAAAGGAAACUUUAGAUCCAAUGGACGAGGUUGCUGCGCUCAUUGCAGCCACCAUUCAUGAUGUCGAUCACCCUGGGCGAACCAGCUCCUUCCUGUGCAACGCUGGCAGCGAGCUGGCCAUUCUGUACAAUGACAUUGCUGUGCUGGAGAGCCACCACGCGGCCUUGGCCUUCCAGCUGACCACUGGAGAUGACAAAUGCAAUAUCUUUAAAAACAUGGAGAGGAAUGACUAUCGGACACUGCGCCAGGGGAUCAUCGACAUGGUCCUAGCCACAGAAAUGACAAAGCACUUCGAGCACGUUAACAAAUUUGCCAACAGCAUCAACAAACCCUUGGCAGCACUAGAAGAAAGCGAGGAAACUGAAAAAAAUCAGGAAGCCAUAAACUCUAUGCUCAGGACUCCAGAGAACCGGACUCUAAUCAAACGAAUGCUGAUUAAGUGCGCCGAUGUGUCCAAUCCCUGCCGACCCCUAGAGUCCUGCAUCGAGUGGGCUGCACGCAUUUCAGAAGAGUAUUUUUCUCAGACGGAUGAGGAGAAGCAGCAGGACUUGCCUGUGGUGAUGCCGGUGUUCGACAGAAACAGCUGCAGCAUCCCCAGAUCCCAGAUCUCUUUCAUUGACUACUUCAUCACAGACAUGUUCGAUGCUUGGGACGCCUUCGUAGACCUGCCUGAUCUAAUGCAGCAUCUUGACAACAACUUCAAAUACUGGCAAGGACUGGACGAAAUGAAGUUGCGGGGCCUCCGACCACCUCGCGAAUAGUGUGGGACACUGUCCAGGGCCCAGACGCUUUGUCCCUCUGAUUAUUUGGAAUUCCAGAUGGCAGCCAGAGUUCCUUGGUCCUUUCAGUAUUAGGCAGAACUGUCCCCCAGUCUGCAGAGCCUGUGAAAAGCACAUGAGGGACAUCAGUGAACUUCUGCAGCCACUAUCCAAUGCCACUGCCACAGAGUGAGACUUGGCCACUGUACCUUGGGCCUGAGCUCUUCAGAAAGGCACACAAGAACCAUGGUUUUCAUCAGCUUUCUUUAACACAUGAGGUCUGGAGAGACCCUGCAAAAGGUAUUGAUGGAUUUCCUGCCAGCAACAGAGAGUAUCUUACAAACAGUUUCUCUCAGUUAUGUUCAGACUUAAGAACAGCUGAUGGCAAUCGGAUCUUUAGCAAUUUUUCCACAUCAUAGAAGGUGCAAUCACUCACUUUGGAACACUACUGAAAGUGACUUCUCUUUUAAAAUUGAGUAGCAAAUGAAACAUAAAAAGAAACUUUGAAGUUGAUUAUUAAUAUCAAUUGUUAAAAUGUUUUAUUUAUUUUAUAAGUUCAAUGUUUUCUAUGAAUUUAAAAAUACUUCAAAGCCAAAGCCAACUUCAGAUGCCACGACCAAAUUUACACAAUUCAUAUUCGUUCAGUAUGUGUUACUUGGAUACAGACUUAUUUUCAUAAUGCAAAUUAAAAUAUAAAGUGACAUUUUUUACUGCACUAUAGAAAUAUUUGUAUACGUUGAACCCUCCUGAUUGAGGCUGACUGGAAGAAGCUGUGCUGUUGGUGGGUCUUACUCUGCAGAGCUAAAGGACAAGGCUGCUUCCCUGUAUAGAACCCAGGGCUCUGAAACUGCUUUAGCCAUCUGAUCUUUGCAGGUGACUCCCCAAGGUAAAAAUUACCCUCUUCUUGGUUUGCAAAGAAAAAUUGGAACUUGAUACUUUUUCUUCAAGUUUUAUAAUUGAAUUUCCAAAAGUCUGCCUUAUUUUAUACUUUUUCUAUAAAAUAUUCCCUAUAAAAAUGAAGAACAAAAAUGGAAUAUUUAAUGAAUUGACAUUUUAUAACCAGCCUCUUUUCAUCUGCAGUGGGAAUCUUUGAUUCCAGAAAUUUAUAAAGGUUCUAUAUCUUCACAUUUUGAAUAAUCAUAAUACCAUAAAAAAUGACACUUGAUGACAUUUCAAAGUGUCAUUUCAAACUUGUAUUUUCUUUCCAGAUAAAAAUGAAAUUAAACUAUUUGUUUUUAAGA
This is a messenger RNA of Propithecus coquereli (Coquerel's sifaka), 4269 nucleotides long. Its product is annotated as high affinity cAMP-specific and IBMX-insensitive 3',5'-cyclic phosphodiesterase 8A-like. The transcript is spliced from 22 exons. NCBI's taxonomy places the organism in Eukaryota, Metazoa, Chordata, Mammalia, Primates, Indriidae. Gene Ontology annotation, molecular function: 3',5'-cyclic-AMP phosphodiesterase activity. The record is from RefSeq and is a predicted model, not a curated record. Gene Ontology annotation, biological process: regulation of DNA-templated transcription; signal transduction; positive regulation of ERK1 and ERK2 cascade.